AUGGUAAAAGGUGUUCGUCUCAACGUCUGCCUGGCUAUGGUCUAUAUGGCAUUUGUCACUGUACAUCUAACUAGUUGCCUUGGUGCGCAAAUUAAAAAAAAUACAUACUACAAUAAUGGACUUGGGGCGUACAGCUUUGAGUAUGAAACAUCAGAUGGCAGCUAUAGAAGAGAAGAGGGAGGUCUGGUUUCUAAAGGAGAUACUCGUUAUCUGGUGGUACGAGGAGAAUACGGUUAUAAAGACUCGCAAGGAAAGAAGUUUUCAAUGACGUACUUAGCUGAUGCUAAUGGUUACCGGCCCAGCAUCAAUAGCAACCACAUCAGAUUCAACGAUAGAAGAAUUAUUUGA
Messenger RNA from Arctia plantaginis, 348 nucleotides. NCBI's taxonomy places the organism in Eukaryota, Metazoa, Arthropoda, Insecta, Lepidoptera, Erebidae. The record is from the annotation of a GenBank genome assembly.